Phyllopteryx taeniolatus (common seadragon) is the source of this 746-nucleotide messenger RNA. It is a transcript of the gene rps27l, whose product is annotated as ribosomal protein S27 like. Gene Ontology annotation, cellular component: ribosome; cytosolic small ribosomal subunit. The record is from RefSeq and is a predicted model, not a curated record. Lineage: Eukaryota; Metazoa; Chordata; Actinopteri; Syngnathiformes; Syngnathidae. The transcript is spliced from 4 exons. The coding region runs from base 344 to 598 and encodes 84 amino acids. Gene Ontology annotation, biological process: translation; ribosomal small subunit assembly. Gene Ontology annotation, molecular function: RNA binding; structural constituent of ribosome.
UUUAGACUUCUCUGCUAAACACAUGCGUCGUUUGUUAUGCAUUUUAUCAUUUUUAUUCAGACUAUAAAAUAUAUAUUGAAACAUAACUGUAUGGUUGGCUUUCAUGCCACUUUAAGUCAUUUCUAGAUAUUAAAUAAACCUAAUCAUGCGAUCACGUGUAAUAUAAAUUAUUAAACGAUUUUAAAUAUUCCUUUACUUUUAGUAUUUCCUCGUAUGAUUGUAAGCACUUUAGAUAUCGUGAUAACAACUCGACGAUAAUCCCAGUUCCUCCCAGUUGGUGUCCACCACCACCAAGAAGAAAAGAAGAAGAAGAAGCCCACGGAGACAACGCCAACACGGCGAGAUGCCUUUGGCUAAAGACCUCCUUCAUCCUGCUAUUGAACAUGAGCGAAGACAACACAAAAAGAAAAGACUUGUUCAGAGUCCAAACUCCUAUUUCAUGGAUGUGAAGUGUCCAGGUUGCUACAAGAUCACUACUGUGUUCAGUCAUGCACAGACAGUGGUUCUGUGUGUGGGAUGUUCCACAGUUUUGUGUCAGCCUAAAGGAGGAAAGGCCAGACUCACAGAAGGUUGUUCUUUCAGGAGGAAGCAACACUAAAAAGGAAUCUCAUAAGAGGUGUAUUGUCAAAUCCCUGGUUGAGAUGUCACUAUGCAGAGGAUAAAAAUCACAUUUGUGGUUUUAUAAACUUGGUAUCAAAUAUGCCUUUUAAUACAAUGAAGUCAAUAAAAAGGUGGGAACAAUUGAA